AAUCCUAGUUUAUUACUAGUGGAUUUACCUCCUGUAAAUCUGAAAAUUGUUUACAAUAUUGUUUUGUUUAUGAUAUGCACAGAAGUGGAAGCAGGUUAUGAUUAUGAUAUGAAUGUAUGCGAUAGAAAAAGACAGAUUGUUGAGGUUUAUGACUCAGUGGGAGCAAACAAAUAACCGCAGUCAGUGUUCAGCUACGAGCAUAUAAAGCCGGCUGUUGUUAAGCAUUUGUUCGUUUACAGGCAUUUUGUGCUUCUGACUCAACUACUGCAAUAUCACAAACGACACCAAACAGUUCAGUUGAUUAUUAGCCAGCGCAUUGGUCUAUAAUUUUCGCUGUGUUGACAAAAACGACCGUUGUGCAUCAGAAAACAGCUAAAACAUGUCGAACGAUACGAAAACUUUUUCUGGUCUGGAAACACCUGGAUAUGUUGGAUUUGCCAAUUUACCAAAUCAAGUUCAUCGCAAGUCUGUGAAGAAAGGUUUUGAGUUUACGCUGAUGGUGGUUGGUGAGAGUGGACUCGGGAAGUCCACACUGGUGAAUGCUUUGUUUUUGACUGAUUUGUAUCCAGAAAGAGUUAUUCCUGAUGCUAUUGAAAAAUCAAAGCAAACAGUCAAACUGGAGCCUUCAACUGUUGAAAUCGAAGAACGUGGUGUAAAACUCCGCCUGACUGUGGUCGAUACACCUGGUUACGGCGAUGCAAUCGAUAACACCGACAGUUUUUCCGAGAUAAUCUCCUACAUCGACGACCAAUUUGAACGUUUCCUCCGUGAUGAAUCCGGACUCAACCGGAAAAACAUCAUGGACAACCGUAUCCACUGCUGUUUCUACUUUAUCUCUCCUUUUGGACACGGUUUGAAACCGCUGGACCUCGAAUUUAUGAAACAAUUGCACAAUAAAGUCAAUAUUGUGCCUGUUAUUGCCAAGGCUGAUGUAUUGACAAAGAAAGAAAUGUUGAGACUCAAGAAGAAAGUGCUUGAGGAGAUCGCGCAGCAUGGGAUAAGGAUUUAUACACUGCCAGAGUGUGAUUCGGAUGAAGAUGAAGAGUAUAAGGAACAAGUAAGGCAAUUGAAGCAAGCUGUGCCAUUCGCAGUGUGUGGAGCGAAUACUUUGAUGGAAGUCAGAGGCAGGAAGGUCAGAGGUAGGCUGUAUCCAUGGGGAGUUGUCGAAGUGGAGAAUCCUGAGCAUUGUGAUUUUAUUAAAUUGAGGACUAUGCUUAUUACACACAUGCAGGAUCUUCAGGAGAUCACACAACAAGUGCAUUAUGAGAAUUACAGGUCGGAGAAACUCGGGAAAGGUGCUCCGGCACCUCCAAGAAGAACGAUUAUUGAUGAAAAGAAUGGUGCCUUACACGAUAAAGACAGGAUUCUCCAAGAAAAAGAAGCUGAGCUAAAGAGAAUGCAAGAACUGUUGGCGCAGAUGCAAGUAAAGAUGGCACAGCAAUAAACUGCGCCUUUGUUUACAUACAUUCUUCAUCUGUUCGAACCAUUCACGCAUCUCAAUGUAAACUAUGCAGUAGUUGAUUUAUUUUAUAAACAGACACGCAGCGAAUCGAAACAUGCACACGAAACGCAUAUCAGACGCACGAAAUGACAGAAUGCCGUGUUGGAUGUAAAUAAGAAGAGCUUAUUUUCAUUUACAUUGAUUUCAAACGCAAUUGACACUUACAGAAGACUGCCGAGUAAUCUCUUUCAAAAUAACUAGUUUUUAGCGAAAAUAUGUACAUUCAGUACUUAAUCUUUUAAAAAUUUUAAACAUUUGAGCGAUUGUGACAUUUGUAACUGGUAAUGUUUGUGAUAAAAGCAUUUAUUUUGUUUACAAGUUAAACAAAACUUAAAUUAUCACUAAAGAUGCAGUGUUUACUAGUUUAUAUUGCUUGUAAUUCAGUUUUAAACAUAUAUUACCAUAAUUUUUGCAAUUUAUAGUCUGCAAAACUAUUUUUUAUUAUUGUAUUGAUAGCUGAUUGAAGAUGUGACAUGAAUAUUGAGGGGAUGAUUAUUUUUAUACGAUUUUAACUGCUUUGCAAGUUUUUGUGAAGAAUGAAUAUGAAAAGGGUCAAAGAUAUAUUCCUAUAAACAUGCUAAGAUGUAAUUAAAUGUUUGUGUAUCAUUCUUGGGUAUAAAACUAACACUAAACAGCCAGAA
Molecule: messenger RNA, 2142 nt
Organism: Dalotia coriaria
Lineage: Eukaryota; Metazoa; Arthropoda; Insecta; Coleoptera; Staphylinidae
Gene: Septin1
Product: Septin 1
Exons: 4
Coding region: 380-1444 (354 amino acids)
Biological process (GO): cell division; cytoskeleton-dependent cytokinesis; regulation of exocytosis
Cellular component (GO): septin complex; microtubule cytoskeleton; septin ring
Molecular function (GO): molecular adaptor activity; GTP binding; GTPase activity
Source: RefSeq, a predicted model, not a curated record